This is a messenger RNA of Lolium rigidum, 1610 nucleotides long. RefSeq lists its product as uncharacterized. Gene Ontology annotation, molecular function: protein binding. The coding region runs from base 1 to 1560 and encodes 519 amino acids. The transcript has 3 exons. NCBI's taxonomy places the organism in Eukaryota, Viridiplantae, Streptophyta, Magnoliopsida, Poales, Poaceae. The record is from RefSeq and is a predicted model, not a curated record.
AUGUCCUCCUUCUUGGUCAAGGAUGGAGAGCAGCACCCCGUUCAACUCCCGUUGAGUACUGUCGCGCUCCUGCCGGCGACGAGAGAACGUAGCGGCGAUUCAAACAACGUGCAGUGCUGCUCCAUCCCGCCCAUCCAUUGUCUCCUCUUCUACUUCCUUCAUCCCUUCUUUCUACCCUUCCCAUCUUCCUCAACAUCCCACGGAAGCACGUGCCACGUCAUCCCUCCCAUAUCGGCAGCUCCGUCCGACCUCCCUCUUCCUCCCACCCCGGCUCCCCAAUUUCUCUGCUCGCCCCCACGGCGCACCCGCACCGGUGACGGCGGCGCUUGCGACAUACGUGCUUCUUCUACACCCUCUGCGCACGAUCCCUGCACUGAAUCGCGCCGCCGCAGUUCGGAUCGAAGCCGCCGUCAAACCCUACCCGCCGCCGCUCGAUUCCUCUCCGACAUCACCGACAGCGGCCCGGAGGAGAGAUCCAGGCCCGCGCUCUGUAGGCCGAAUUUCAAGGUUCUCACGGAGAAGAGGCUUCUGGAAGUUAAUUCUGCUAGGAUGGCUGAUUGGUCUAAUCUUCAGACUGAUAUUGUUGGUUCAAUUGUAAGGAAGCUUGCCAUCCCUGACUAUAUCAGAUUCCGCGCCGUAUGCACCUCGUGGAACCGUGUCUGCGUCUGCAGGGAUGUAUCCAAUGAUCCAAGGGUAGACCCAUGGCUGAUGCUCCCCACAAAGACGCUUGAGGAUGCUAAAUUUUUCAGUAUACCUGAAAGAAAGAAUGAAACCAUCCGUAUCCUGAGUACUGCCACGAUCUUUGGCUCCUUGUGGACUCCUGUUGGUUCUUCCCAUGGCUGGCUUGUCUUCUUCAACCUGAACCAGGGAACUAUCCAGUUGGUUAAUCCCAUCAGCGGCGGUCAGUUUGAACUACCCCCACUCGGACGCGAGCACUUCUCCAAGGCGGUGUUGCUUGACAUGAGUGAGAGCAACUUCAGUGUUGCUAUCGUCUAUGGCAAUCGAAAAGGAUAUAAGGUGACACGCAAAGGAAGCAGAAGCUGGUCAUUUGUUGAUUCCAAACAUAUCCUAAUUGAUAUUUUCAAGCACAGAAGGCAACUUUACACCAUCGACAUAUAUGGCACUGUCGAGGUGUGGGCAGAGCCACCCCGUUCAUGGCCGGAUGCAGACGGCCCGCUUGUUGAUCCAUAUAUGCAUCCUAGCCUCGCCCAGCGGAAAUUUAACUGUCUGGUGGAGACCCCAGCUGGUGAUCUCAUGAAGGUUAAGCGCCAAUCUCAGAACAAGUUUGCGGUGUGGAUCCUGAGCAGAGAGACAUCUUCAUUCGAGAGCACCGAAGACAUUGGGGAUUUUGCUUUGUUUGUCAGCCACCACAACUCGUUCUGUUUCCCGACCAAGGACCAUCUGAACCUCAAGGCGAACUGCGUCUACUUCAUCGACAACUACAAGAACCUGUGUGCGUUCAACCUCGAGCAUGGGACCAAGGAGCUCAUACAAGGCCUCGAAACUCCGGCGCUCCCACGACAGGACGCAUUCUUAUGGUUCAUACCUUCACUGAAAUGAUGUAAAAGCAGCCGUGUGCCUAUAUCGUAUAGUUGAUCGCUAAAACCUGA